UUUAAACCAAUCAGAGGUCAAUAUCGAUAUGGACAAGGAUACAGCUAUUUGAUAUCAUGAUGCUUUUUUGUUGGCUGUAGCUUUCUUUGCCUAGCUUACCCCAUGAAAAACAUCUCCAACUCAAACGUUUCGAAUCUAUAUCUUCAUCACAUCAACAACAAAUGUUGAAGAUGGCUUCACAACAAAAGAAUCAAAAUGUCUCUGCGCAAACUGAUUUAUCACGAAGUUUACCAAUUUUAGAUUCAUCACGACCUCAUACUUUCAUAAAGCCUAUAAAGAGAAUCCAUGAAGGUCACGAUGUGCCCCGCUUCCUCAUAUCAAAAGCAUAUACCGAUAUUGGCGUGUUUGUUAUGCAACUCAAUAUUGCUAUGUGUCCUAGGAAAUCAUCUGAUAUAGAUCAAAAAGCUCAGACCUGGACGUUAGAUACUUCCCUAGAACUAUCGGAGCCUGUUAAGAAACUACAGGAAUUAUUAGAAGAUAUCGAUGCUAUCAUUGAUGAAGCACCACCUGAUACAGGACCAAGAAGAUUUGGAAAUGUUAGCUUUCGAAAGUGGUAUGAAAUACUGGAAACACGAGCCAGGGAUCUGUUGAAGCAAUAUUUACCAGCUGAAGUUCUUGAAUUUGGGGGAAGUUCUCCUGAUGACGAGGUAUCGGCUUUGGAUGAACUUAGUUCUUAUUUGUUGGGUGGAUUUGGGAGUGCGCAAAGACUGGAUUAUGGAACUGGUCAUGAACUUAGCUUUUUAGCGUUUUUAGGAUGUAUUUGGAAGUUGGGUGGAUUCACAAAAACAUCUUCAAAUCGAGGCGAGUUAGAGAGAAGUAUCGUUAUAGGUGUUAUAGAGCCGUGUGUUUAUCCUCCCUCACUUGUAGUACAGCACAUGCUAAUAUAUCCAUCAGCUAUUUACGUGUAAUCCGUCGGCUUAUCCUCACAUAUACUCUAGAACCAGCUGGAUCUCAUGGUGUAUGGGGACUAGAUGAUCAUUCAUUUCUACCAUAUAUAUUUGGGUCAUCCCAAUAUUGUCCAGCUAUUACUGAUGAUGAAGAUAUGCCAGUAGAAGGAUCUUUACCAGAAGCUUCAAACCCAGGAGAUGUGGCUAAGAAGUUGACAGUUGAUCGAGAAAGGAAGAACAAUAUGUAUUUCUCGGCAAUUGGUUUCAUUAAUGAUGUGAAAACUGGACCAUUUUGGGAACAUAGCCCAAUUCUUUUUGAUAUUUCUGGAGUGCGAUCAGGAUGGGGAAAAAUAAAUAAGGUCAGUUUCAUUCUUUGACAGCAAUAGUCACUUCUAAUACUUUCAGGGGAUGAUCAAAAUGUACAAUGCAGAAGUACUAUCGAAAUUUCCGGUGGUACAACAUUUCCCGUUCGGAUCAUUAUUUAGUUGGGAUCAAGACCCUCAUGCUGUGUCAAGUCCUCAAACAGUACACACAGCAAAUCAGCCCAUAGGUUCAGGAGGGACACCUACAUCCCGAGCAGCACCACAAGAAGGUACAAGAGCACCCUGGGCUAACACACCACAAACUCAAGGUAUGCAACCUACAGCUGCACCAUGGGCAAAUACAGCAGCAGGGGCUAUGCCUUCCACAAGACGAAAUAUACCACCUACAUCCUCAACGACUUUUACAGGAUCAACACCUUCCUCUGGGCCAACAUUUACAACAAGGCAAGCACGGGCGAAUAAUGCAGCAGCAACAUCAACAAACCCAUCACAUACUGAUAAUGGUUCAACACGUGCGCCUUGGGCAAAGUGAAUAGAGGAUAGGAUAAUUCUUGAAGCUCAAGGGCAAAGGAUACAAAUAGUAGCAAAGAUGAUAUUUCAGGGGAAUUUGGCGUCCAUACAUGGAUGGAUGGAUAUACUCCGUAGAUUUGUGCAUGAAAAAGCGUCAAUCAUUAAUCAUACGUUCCCAAGGCUUCAUUGAUUUAUGUGGGGAUAAUGAACAAACUAUUUGAAGUUUGGGCUGCGCAUGGUCCCGUGCAGUGGCACAUUUUACCUAGGUACUUUUAGUGUGGCAAUCGGGUGUUACCUAAUUGAACCCCCGAGUGGGCUUUUUCUUUUUACGUUUGAUAUAUACCUAGGUAGGUAUCCAUACUGAGUAAGCAGUGUCGGUAUAACCAGUGGGUGCACCUUACGAAAUUGAAACAUUUUAGAAUGAGAAAGAUGAAUGUCGGGAUGUUCAUUUU
Messenger RNA from Sclerotinia trifoliorum, 2172 nucleotides. The record is from the annotation of a GenBank genome assembly. NCBI's taxonomy places the organism in Eukaryota, Fungi, Ascomycota, Leotiomycetes, Helotiales, Sclerotiniaceae.